CGUUUAUGCCCCUCCAUCAGUCUGUGUUGCGAUGCUACAUCGCAACUCGACUUACUCUAUCUACUACCUUGCCUACAGCAGAAAGUGUAGAUUCGGGGCGAGCGCCGAUGUAGUAGUUAGUUGGUGGAUUUUUAUUUAUAGAACCCACGUGCAGCCGGCUCGAUGUGUUUUAUUUAUACUGUGUUUCGGUUUUUUUCUACUAAUUUACCUCCUUCCGUUGUUUCCAUUCGAUAAAUGCCAGCUCAAAUAAGACUGAUUUUCGUGUGAGUGCGCAACACGCAGCAUCCCCAACGAUGUUCCAGUGCAUCAUCCAACAAAAGAAUGGCUGGAUUCACCCCCAUAACACUGAGACCAAAGACGUUUUCCCAGAUAUCCGUUUGCAACUCAACGAGCAGUUGCGAUGUCUAGAUAUGCGAAUGGAGGCCCAGGUCGCUCUAGUAACGGAGUUGCAAGACUUUUUCCGGCGCAGAGGUGAACUAGAACUCGACUAUUCGAAAAAUUUAGAUAAACUAGCGAAAAGCUUGCAGCUUCGGCACAAGGAACAAAAACAAAAACGAGAACAAUGGCCUUUAUUUUCGAGUUAUACGUGUUGGCAACAAUUAGUAACGCAGACUAAAAAUCUAAGCAGGGAUCAUGUAGCUUUAUCCGAAGUUUACUCCACGCAUUUGGUCUCCAGGCUGUCGCAGGUCAUGGAGGACGUCCAGAGGAUCUACAAGAGGUGCCGGGAAAUCGGAUACGAGACUCACGAGGAGAUACUACGUGUCUUGCACGAGCUUCACACAACAAUGAAAACAUAUCACAGUUAUCAGGCGGAACUGCGCCAAGCGGAGGCCAAGCUAAAAUCAGCCGAAACCCAAAGAGCGAAAUUAGAGCAGUCCCUGUCCCAGGACAAGUUAGAUAGGUCGAAAAAGUACAAGCUGAUGGAGAAGGAAGUGAUGAAGCGCAAAAACAAAUACACGGAUGCGAAAUUGAAAGCUCUCAAAGCCCGGAACGAGUAUAUUUUAUGUUUAGAGGCUUCCAACACCACAAUCCACAAAUACUUCGUCGACGAUUUAUCCGAUCUCAUUGAUUGCAUGGAUUUCGGUUUCCACAACUGCAUAUCCCGGGCGCUUCUGAUGCACGUAACGGCGGAGGAGGGCCGCCAGAGGUCGGUCCAGAACGGCUUAGACACCCUAUCAGCGUGCAUUAAUUCCCUAGACUCGAGAUUAGACAAACAGCGGUUCCUUGAGUACAACCACACGGCGUUCAUGAUUCCGAAAAAACUCGAAUUCCAAGGACAGAAGCAGGAAGAGCCCGCUGAACCAGAAAUCCAAAAAGUCCUGCACCAGGAGAUGGAGAGCCGAUUACGCCAGCUGCAGCAACGGGUGACCUCGCUCAGGACCGAGUCGGAGGAGGUCUGGAAGACGCUGGAAACCGCCGAAUCCACCCUGCUGGAGAUGCUCAACGCGAAAGACUACGACUGUAGCGCCUAUUUUGGCGAAAACGCGGUGCCAGCCAGCAAACCGCCCGAAACCGUCUCCAUCAAGCUACGGGCGGACCGGCAGGAGACCGAAGAGUUCUAUCUAACGAAAUUCCGAGAGUAUUUAUUGGGAUCAACAAAAAUCGCUCGCCUAGACGCUAAGCAAGAGUACAUAAGACAAUCGCUGCUGUCCGAAGCGCCCGACUAUUGUAGCACCCUUAAACCAGUCGUCAAGACGCCCCGCCGGAAACGAAUCGGUCGGCUGCAAAUGAGUGGCCAGCCGAAGUUGUUUGGCGGUUCCUUAGAGGAGUAUUUGGAGGCCACGAAUCAAGACAUUCCUCUCAUUAUGAAGUCUUGCAUUAGGGUUAUUAAUUUAUACGGUCUACACCACCAGGGUAUUUUCCGGGUGUCGGGGUCUCAAGUCGAAAUAAAUAACUUCAGGGAGUGGUUCGAACGGGGCGAAGAUCCGCUCGCUGAUAUGACGGACGCGUCUGAUAUCAACAGCGUGGCGGGGGUUUUGAAACUGUAUCUGCGGGAACUGCGCGAGCCGCUCUUCCCGAUCAUUUAUUUCGAACAAUUCAUGGAGCUUGCACAAUUAGAGUCUAAGCGGGAAUUCAUUGUUAGGAUGAAGGAGCUUAUCAAUAGUUUACCAAGAACUGUGAUAGUUGUGAUGCGGUACCUCUUCGCCUUCCUUAACCACUUGUCGGAGUUUUCCGACGAGAACAUGAUGGAUCCUUACAACCUAGCCAUUUGUUUUGGGCCGACGCUAGUGCCGGUUCCCGACGACAAGGACCAAGUUCAGUACCAGAACCAAGUUAACGAACUCAUUAAGAAUAUUAUUAUGUUUAACGAGGAAAUUUUCCCCAACGACGGUGGCACGGUCUAUGAGAAGUAUAUAUCCCCGGAACCGGAUGACCACGACGUUGGGGAUCUGCCAUCUGACCAGGUGCCAGAAGACCUGGACUCCGAAGUAUACCCAUCUGAAGAUGAUUCGGAAAACAUGGAAGCGACGGCGCAGUUCGACUUCAUCGCAAGGUCUGACCGAGAACUGUCGCUGAAGAAAGGCGACACCGUGACGUUGUAUUCCCAAGUGUCGAACGACUGGUGGAAGGGGUCGGUUAAGGGGCAGGAAGGGUUGAUUCCAGACAAAUAUAUAUCUCUAAAAAUGAAAGAUGAUGAUCGAGAGAAGCUGGAAAACCUGAAAUCGAGCUCGUCUGAGGAGUCGAUGCGGCGGAGAGUCUCCAGUUCGAACGACUCGAUGUUGUCCGAGAGCUCCGUCUCUGCGAGCAAUUCGCCCCUAGUGCAGUGCGCCCCAGUGACAUGGACUAACGUGUCAGACAUGAACGAAUCAAUCUCAUCCGAAAACAACUCAGUAAUUUUAAACCAGACGAGAGAGAACGGACACAACCGCCUUAAAUCCCUGGACAUAUCUCUAGAAUCCCACUUAUUGAAUCGUAUGCGCGAUCCCGUCGUCACAAUAAACGUGAACCAAACCCCGCAAAAUAUCACAAUAAACGGUUCCCCUGUCAUGCAAUCCUGCAAAUUAGAGAAGAGCGAAACGGUUCCCGAAAUCGGAAAAUCGGAGACCGACAUCGAACUGCGCCACAAGUCGGAAAUCGACGAAUCGAACCUAAAUUUCAGCCAAAACCGCGAGCAGUGGCAGCGCCGGGCGGUCUCCCAGUCGCACAUCCCCCUGUCCCAGCCCCAGACCCUGAAGGCGAACCGGAACUCCGAGUCCUACCUGCAGCGGCAGAACCACACUCCGGACCUGGUCAUGGACCUCCCCCUGGUCGGCAACUCGAGUCCGAAGGAAACCACGAAGAAGUCCAUGUCCGUGUCGGGUAACUUGACCUCUGAGGGGCCGCUGGGCGACGAGAGCCACAAGUCGCCCGAGAGCCCCGACAUGCAGACGGCGGCCGAGCGGUUCGCCAAGCAGAACCAAUGCACGCUCAAGAAGAACACCAAAGUUCACGUUGACAGCAGCGACAGUGCUGAGACGAAUCUGAUCACGAUCACUAGUCCCAUGCCCGAGCGCAAGUAUGCGACGAUCGGGAGCGCGACCACGACGUUCAAGCCCCAGCUCAAAGCGAAACCUCCAGUGCUCAAGAAACCCGCGUUUUCGGUGCCCAUGGCGGCAGUCUCAAGCGAAGUACGAAAAGACCAACCGGAUCUUCCCACGUAAUUCUAUGCAACUCAGUUGUCGAAGACAAUAAUGGUAUACUGAUAGAGGUUGGAGCCGCUAUUUUAUAUAGAAAUGUUUUUUGUAACGUGGACAUAUUUGUGUUUCAACCAUUGCAUUCAAUGUGGUGCUUAUGUGUAUGAAUUGUACCCAGACCCAGGCGCAUUGGUUUCACUUGUCCGUUUUAACAGUUUGUGUUGUGUUAUUUGAUAUUGUUAACUGUAUUCUACGUUAAGAGGACGAUUUUUUUAAUGAGACUGAUAACGAUAUUUAACGGUUUAGAUUUAACUUAGAAAAAUAAUCAAAAAGUACUUAGACAGGGUGUGUGUAAAAGAUUGUUUUAUAUAGGUAUAUAUUUUUUGUUAGACUGAUCCAAACAUAUACAUUUACAUAUAUCCAUGUGAUGUAGCAUACGUACAUAUUUAUACAAUGUCAAGUUGUAAUGGACUCGUGAAUUUAUUAAUCACACCAAUCUAUGAAUUGUAUUAAUCGGUGCCUACCUAGAUAUAAAAUGAUUUGUUUAUGAUCUUAUCAUUUACAUCGAAUUGUCUAUUUUACAUGUUUUAUAUUAAGUACGGAUAUUGUGUAUUCUUUUAAGUCCUUGCCUUAUAUUAGCAAAGAGUGAAAAUUAGAAUAAGUUAACGCCAUUCACCAACUCAUCAAAUUAUUUUAACGUGUAAUACUCCGCAAACACUUAUCCACGGAAACCCGUUUGCUGAGUGCUGUGGCUCUUAAUAUUAUUAAAUGUAAAAAAUAUAUAAUCUCCAAAUAUACGUUAUUAUGCACAA
Tribolium castaneum (red flour beetle) is the source of this 4426-nucleotide messenger RNA. RefSeq names its product SLIT-ROBO Rho GTPase-activating protein 1. The record is from RefSeq and is a predicted model, not a curated record. Gene Ontology annotation, biological process: signal transduction; negative regulation of cell migration. Gene Ontology annotation, molecular function: protein binding. The transcript is spliced from 15 exons. NCBI's taxonomy places the organism in Eukaryota, Metazoa, Arthropoda, Insecta, Coleoptera, Tenebrionidae. Gene Ontology annotation, cellular component: cytoplasm. Bases 294 to 3641 code for a protein of 1115 amino acids.